Messenger RNA from Aspergillus neoniger CBS 115656, 471 nucleotides. Its product is annotated as translation initiation complex factor eIF1A. Gene Ontology annotation, cellular component: cytoplasm. The record is from RefSeq and is a predicted model, not a curated record. Gene Ontology annotation, molecular function: RNA binding; translation initiation factor activity. NCBI's taxonomy places the organism in Eukaryota, Fungi, Ascomycota, Eurotiomycetes, Eurotiales, Aspergillaceae. The transcript has a single exon. Bases 1 to 471 code for a protein of 156 amino acids. Gene Ontology annotation, biological process: translational initiation.
AUGUCUAGGACAGUUUUUGCUAACGUAUCUUUAACCAAACAGGGCGGUAAGAACCGUCGUCGUGGAAAGAACGAGAACGACAACGAGAAGCGUGAGCUUGUCUUCAAGGAAGAAGGUCAGGAGUAUGCGCAGGUCGUGAAGAUGCUCGGUAACGGCCGUCUCGAGGCACUCUGCUUCGAUGGCGAGAAGCGUCUCGCUCACAUCCGUGGCAAGCUCCGCAAGAAGGUCUGGAUCAACCAGGGUGACAUUAUCCUUCUCUCGCUGCGUGACUACCAAGACGAAAAGGGCGACGUCAUCAUGAAGUACACCGCCGAUGAGGCCAGAAGUCUCAAGGCCUACGGCGAGUUGCCCGAACACGCCAAGAUCAACGAGACCGACACCUACGGCCACGAGGGCUUCGAGGACAACGUCGAGUUCGACGAGGACCGCGAGAGCGAAGACGAGAAGGAGAUCGAUGUCGACGAGCUCUAA